Molecule: messenger RNA, 357 nt
Organism: Populus trichocarpa (black cottonwood)
Lineage: Eukaryota; Viridiplantae; Streptophyta; Magnoliopsida; Malpighiales; Salicaceae
Product: auxin-responsive protein SAUR32
Exons: 1
Coding region: 1-357 (118 amino acids)
Biological process (GO): response to auxin
Source: RefSeq, a predicted model, not a curated record
AUGGGGAGUGGGGAUAAACUCCAUUUGAAUUUCCAUAUUCACUUGCCAAAAAACCACCACCACCACCACCACCACAGGAAGAAAGAGUUGAAAGAUAUCCCAAAAGGGUGUCUUGCUGUCAUGGUAGGUCAAGGUGAGGAGCAACAAAGGUUUGUGAUUCCUGUGAUUUAUAUAAAUCAUCCACUCUUCAUGCACCUGUUGAAAGAAGCUGAGGAAGAGUUUGGAUUUGAUCAACAAGGCCCCAUCACUAUUCCUUGUCAUGUUGAGGAGUUUCGCAAUAUUGUUCAAGGCAUGAUCGAAGAGGAGAAUUCCCAGUAUCACCACCACCACUAUCAUGUUUGGUGCUUUAGGGUUUGA